Molecule: messenger RNA, 1626 nt
Organism: Guillardia theta CCMP2712
Lineage: Eukaryota; Cryptophyceae; Pyrenomonadales; Geminigeraceae
Exons: 1
Coding region: 1-1626 (541 amino acids)
Source: RefSeq, a predicted model, not a curated record
AUGGCUACACCGCCAGGAAGCAAGCAUGAAAGAAAGAUUGACAAUGAGCAGGACUUGAAGGAUACAAUGGACAGAGAGAUCAAUCUCGACAUCGCUGACAGCCUCCUCCAGACGUUGAGAAAGCAAGAAGACGGGCCUGCAAAGCCACUGGUGCUGUCGUCGUACAACAACAAGGGUGGGGUCUUGAAGACAACCACUUGCGUCGAGGUAGGCUUUGCUCUGGCAGAGAUGGGAUUCAACAUUCUGCUGGUGGAUCUUGACUCUCAAGGCUCUCUCACAAAGUCCUUGUUGUACCUGGAGGAUCCUGAGAAGGAAAUAACAUUCUCCAAGAGAAUACGUGUCGGCGGCCCGAAUGGAGAUCGCUUGCCAGUGGAGGAUGACAACGGCUUGCCGAUCAUCAGAGAGGUCUUGAACGGUCUGACUGAGAUAGUCAACCCAGAGGAUACCGACACUAUGCCCAAGAAGCUGACUCCAGUCCUCAUACAGGAACAAGGGCAGCCUGAAUUCCUAAACCCUGAUCCCUCGAUGCGAGAAUCCAAUCCCACCCUGAUGAAGAAGUUCGAGAAGCGUCGAUUCGAUAAGGCCUGCAAGAUACAGCACAUCAUCUCCAAGAAGCGCGGCAAGGCUCAGGGAUCUGUACACCUUGUGAUCGGGCACCACAACACCUCACAGAUAUCGAAUCGAAUUGCUGUCGCAAAUCAGUUCGAGAACGACGCUAGCUACCAGAGGAUUCAUGGGAGCGUCAAUUGGCUGAUCAGACAGGCAGCACAGGAUGUCAAGGCAGACAUCGUGAUGGUCGACUUGAAUCCGGACUCAAGCCAACUCAAUCAAUGCGUCAUCAUGCAGUCCGAUUACCUUCUGUUGUCCACCUGGCCGGAUCCUGACGGCAUCGAGUGCAUGGUUGACCUCAAUUGCCGGCUGAUUCAAGGAUUGAGGUCACAAAAAGAUGACAACUAUGAUUCCCAGGACGAAUACUAUAUGAAGAAUCGACAAGCUUGGAUCCAGAUGCAGCAAGACCUGUACCAUCGCACCAGAGAGAGGAUUAAAGAUGUCAACGCUCAUCUGAGGGUUGGGCCGAACAUGCCGACUCUUCUUGGAGUUGCUGUUCACUCCAAAGAGCCAUACCGACACCUCCGGGAGUCCGAGCAAAUCCUCUCUGACAAGAUCUUCAAGAAAUACAGAACCCUGCAGGAAGACCUUCAAGAGAACGUAUGGGUAUUUGUCAAGCAUGGGUCGAUCCACACCAUACGCAAGCUGACGGCUCGUUCAGGAACUUCAGGUGGUGGCUGCGAGAUGACUAUCAACCAUCCCAAGGCACAGCACUGCCUUGGAGGAAUAUGGAACCAUCAGACGCUCAAGUCACUGAGCAAAUCGCUGAGAAAGCCGAUCGCCAACAUUAACAUCCGAGACCUUGCUGGCCGUGAGCCCUCGGAGGAGGAAGUGAUUCUCAAGGAGGAGUACUCUUCUAAGAACAUCGACGACGCCAUGAUGCAUAUCGCUGAGCACAGAAUUCGGAUGCAUCGCAUCGCCCGGGCGAUUCUUCACAACAUCUCCUUGAGCUUGACCCAGAUCAGGCCUGAAUUCCGACACGACUGGACCAGCCCGGAACUGCUGACCGUUGACUGA